Clupea harengus (Atlantic herring) is the source of this 5113-nucleotide messenger RNA. RefSeq names its product astrotactin 1 (gene astn1). Gene Ontology annotation, cellular component: endosome; membrane. The record is from RefSeq and is a predicted model, not a curated record. Gene Ontology annotation, biological process: neuron migration; neuron cell-cell adhesion. Gene Ontology annotation, molecular function: protein binding. Lineage: Eukaryota; Metazoa; Chordata; Actinopteri; Clupeiformes; Clupeidae.
UUUCUAUGGUCCUGCACCUGCCAUUCCCCUCUCCAGAUGCCCUUAUUCUCCAUUUUCUCCCUCUUCCCUCAGACGAGCAUAGCAUUGCACUGAAUAAAAAAAACCAAACAGGCUUGCUUUUGAGACUAUGUGAAAAUGUUUUGAUGUGUCUAAUUUAUUGAUCACAUCACAGCUGUCACAUCAGCCAAUGGAUAUGAAAACAAAAGUUAUGAUGUUGUGAUGUAUCAGCCAUCAAUACAAUCAAGCUUUACUUAAAAAUAUAUAAUACAGUGCACAUGGCUAUAUAUAGUUAUCCCUUACAAUGAUCUACAGCACAUACAUGCAUAAUACAUAAUGAUUGUAAUGAAAUAUUUUACCCCAUCAAUAUUUCAGUGUUUCAUGUCUUAACCUUAUAACGAAUAAGAGAUAGCAUUAAGCAUGGUUUAAUGUAUUAAACAGCAUUUGUUUGUAGUGGAGAAAUACCAAGAAAGCUUAAUGGCUUAAUGUGGACAAGUCCAAUAAAGGGGUCUCGUGCUGUGCCGAUUUCAUUUUCGCAGCAAUUAUCAUUCUGAUAAGCUGCGUUGCAAUACAAAACAUGACCUUUAACCAUCUGACUGCACAUCUGGAGAUUUGAACGGAUUGAGGGCUGUUUAUUUCGCCUCGCGAAGCAAACCCGGAUAUUUGUGCUUUGCCUGCGUGUUCCCCCACGCUCCUCUUCCUCUCGCAGCCUGCAUUCAACUGACUGCUGCUGCCGCGCAUAGGGAAGGGGAUCCGAAACCGUGGUGGAAUCGGACAAAAUGGGUCCGCGUCAGUGCUUUUUUGUUACAUUCCUGUGGAUUUUUGCCCUCAAACCCAACUGUAUCCACAGUCUAAACACCGAUGAGGACCAGUCGCAAGAUAUGGAAUGCAAAAUGAAGAGCGUCACGGUAUCCGCUUUGCCGUUUUUGAGAGAAAACGACCUGAGCAUCAUGCAUAGUCCCUCGGCCUCCGAGCCGAAGCUUCUGUUCUCCGUCAGGAAUGAUUUUCCAGGAGACAUAGUGGUUGUCGACGACCUAGAAAAUACCGAACUCCCUUUCUUCGUUUUAGAGAUUUCUGGGAACUCGGAGGACAUACCCCUGGUGCGAUGGCGGCAGCAGUGGCUGGAGAACGGGACCCUGCUUUUUCACAUCCACCACCAGGACGGCAGUCAGACCCUCCCGGGUUUGGCCACCACGGACGACCCCGCCAACGCAGCGGCCGAGGAGGAGCUCCGCAUUCUGCACAUCUCUGUCAUGGGUGGCAUGAUUGCCCUGCUGCUGUCCAUCCUGUGCCUGGUACUGAUCCUGUACACGCGCCGGCGCUGGUGCAAGCGGCGCCGUGUGCCCCAGCCCCAGAAGAGCGCCAGCGCUGAGGCGGCCAACGAGAUCCACUACAUCCCCUCCGUGCUGAUGGGUGGGCAGGCGCGCGAGAGCCUGCGCAACUCGCGCGGCCAGGGCCACAACUCCAGCGGCACGCUCAGCAUCCGCGAGACGCCCAUCCUGGACGGCUACGAGUACGACAUCACCGACCUGCGCCACCACCUGCAGCGCGAGUGCAUGAACGGCGGCGAGGACUUCGCCAGCCAGGUGACGCGCACGCUCGACUCUCUCACGGGCUGCAACGACAAAACCAACAUGGACCUCACACCGGGGAGUGACAAUACAAAACUGUCCCUAAUGAGCAAGUACAAGGAUAACAUCAUAGCCACCAGUCCCGUUGACAGCAAUCACCACCAGCAAAACACCCUCCUCCCACACAACACCUCCACCAACCAGCGUAAGCGUCUGUCCAGCAAAACACGCGCCGGUUCGGCCUUCCUGAACCCGGAUGGUGACUCGGGGACGGAGGCCGACAGUGAGCCCCAGCUAACCUUCUACACUGACCCCAACCGCAGCCGGCGUCGCACUCGAGGUAUGCGAAAUGGCAACGCCAACACAGCGUGGGGCUCCGGGGGCUCCCCGCGAAGCCCUGUCAACAAGACCACCCUGACUUUGAUCAGCGUGGUCAGCUGUGUGAUCGGCCUGGUCUACUCCUCGCACCUCUCCUGCAGCCUCAGCGUCAAAGUCAUCCUCCACGUCCCAGAGCACCUCAUUGCCGACGGGUCCAAGUUCAUUCUGCAGCAGGGCAGUCAGCUGGACGCGUCUGAUUGGCUGAACCCGGCCCAGGUGCUGAUUUACUACCAGAAUGAGAGCGGGCCCUGGAUCAACGAGCUGUGCGGCCGGCGCCUACUGGACCCCUGCGAGCAUCAGUGUGAACCGGAGACAGGUGAUUGUCUCUGUUUCGACGGCUACAUGCGAGACCCCGUGCACAAGCAUCUCUGUAUUCGGAAUGAGUGGGGUCCAAACCAAGGUCCUUGGCCAUACACCAUUUUCCAGCGCGGGUUUGAUCUGGUGAUGGGAGAGCAGCCAUCCGAUCGUAUCUUCAGGUUCACCUACACACUGGGCGAAGGCAUGUGGCUCCCGCUGAGCAAAAGCUUUGUCAUCCCGCCGGCCGAGCUAGCGAUCAACCCCUCUGCCAAGUGCAAGACCGAUAUGACUGUCAUGGAGGAUGCUGUGGAUGUCAGAGAGGAGCUCAUGAUUUCCUCGUCCUUCGAUAGUCUGGAGGUCCUGCUGGACUCGUUCGGUCCCGUGCGGGACUGCUCAAAGGACAACGGCGGCUGCAGCCGGAAUUUCCGCUGCAUCUCCGAUCGCAAACUUGACUCCACUGGCUGCGUGUGCCCACCUGGCUUGAGCCCCAUGAAGGAUGGCACGGGCUGCUACGACCACCACAUUGGCAUCGACUGCUCGGAUGGCUUCAACGGGGGCUGCGAGCAGCUGUGCCUCCAACAGCUGGCGCCGCUCGAGGAGGACCCCACCCUCUACAACAUCCAGAUGUUCUGCGGCUGUAUAGAGGAUUACAAACGAGGCCCAGAUGGACGGUCCUGCCAGCCCCUGUCCGAGGCUUGCACUGAAGGAGUGGACUGUGCCGAGGCAGCAGACAUCCCUGCCAACCAGACGGUGUUUGGGGAUGUCUUCUACGGCUACCACAACCACACCAAGGAGACCACCCCUGGGCAAGUCCUGAAGGCCACUUUCAGACAGAAGAACUUUGCUCGAGGCAUCGAACAGCAGCUCCCAGAUGGCAUGGUGGUGGCAUCCAUCCCAACAGAGGUCCAGUGCCACGAGGAGUUAUCAGACCCUGUGCCCGACCCUGAAUACUUGACCGGAAUGGUGAACUACAGUGAGGUCUCUGGAUAUCCUCUUGUUCAGCACUGGAAACUGAGAUCCAUCCUGUACCACGUCAAGCUGAAUCAGUGGGUGCUCUCCCAAGCUUUUAGUUCGGCCAUUCACUCGCUGGACGGAGCCACUCUACGCAGCGACUUUGUUUCCAUCCUGAAGGAGUUUGGGAACCAAUUCAUCCAGGAAGCUGUCUAUGGGUUCGAGGAGUCCUGCACCAUCUGGUACCCCAACAAACAGGUCCAAAGGCAGCUUUGGCUAGAGUACCAGGACAUCAGCAAAGGGAACUCUCCAUCAGAUGAGUCGGAGGAGCGCGACAAGGAGCCCCGCACGCUCACCUACCCGGCCUACAUUGCCAGCCUGCUGGACUCGGGUGCCAAGCGCAUGGCGGCGGGGGUGCGCAUGGACUGCAGCAGCCAGGGCCAAUGCCCGCUGUCCUGCCACCUCUGCCACAUGAGCCCUGGGCCCGCACGUCCCGCUGAGCCUGUCCUGCUCCACAUCACCAAGGCCACGCCCAUCUACGAGCUCGUCUCCAACAACGAGACUUACCAGGCCCUGCAGGAGGCCAUGAUGAGCAUGCUCUGGUGCUCCGGCAAGGGCGAUGUCAUUGAUGACUGGUGCCGCUGUGACUCCAGUGCCUUCGGGGCAGACGGCCUGCCAAUCUGUGCCCCACUGCCUCAGCCCAGGUUGAGGCUGUCCCACACUUAUGAGCCCAGCAGCUCAUUGGUUAUCGUGGAAUGGAAGCACACAGAGCCACCUAUCGGAGUGCGCAUUGUUGAUUACCUCAUCAGUCAAGAAAAAGUGACAGAGAGGACAGACCACUCCAAAGUGGAAACAGAGACCAUGUUGAGUUUUGUGGAUGACAUCCUGUCUGGGUCUAAGUCUCCGUGCGUGAUGCUGGGGGACAUCCUUGACCCCCUGACCUCCAUCUCCAUGAUCAUUCGCUGCCUGGAGCCAGACACCACCUACAUGUUCCGGCUGUGGGCAGUGGAUAACACGGGCAGGCGAUCUAACCCCAGUGAGGUCACCAUCAAGACUCCCUGUCCAGCAGUGGAUGAUGUCAAAGCACAAGAAAUUGCAGACAAGAUCUAUAACCUUUUUAAUGGUUAUACUAGUGGCAAGGAACAGCAGACAGCCUAUAACACUCUCAUGGACCUGGGCUCCCCCGCCUUACAUAGAGUGCUGUACCACUAUAACCAGCGCUAUGAGAGCUUUGGAGAGUUCACCUGGCGAUGUGAGGAUGAGCUGGGACCAAGAAAGGCUGGCCUCAUCCUCUCCCAGCUGGAGGAGCUGAGUGGUUGGUGCCGGGCCCUCCUGCAGGAGCCCAAAAUCGGCCUCCGUAGGGCGUCUCUCAAGCACCUGUCCUGCCGUUACACAGACACCAAGGCAUUUGGCCUCAACUGGGUGGACCUCGGCCAAGACUUACAAAAAGCCUGCGAUGAACAGCUCCUUCCUGUUCUUUACAAUGACUAUGGUGAGCCGAGGGAACUAUGAAUGUCACAGACACACAGGGGAUUGAUCACAGGUCCUUGAAAGGCUUUGUUUCAAAUGCUUUUUCUCUCUUGACAAAACUCUUUUAGUGCCCUGGAUCCCUCAAUGCUACAUACAUUUUUUGUAUUGUUUAUAUUUGCUUUUGAGUAGCUCUGAGGUGAGAAGAAGUUUUAGAGGGGUUACUGAAGGAAGAAACUGCCCAUUCAACAUUUUGUUGACAGUGGGCAUACUGCUGAAUGGGGUGGUUUGGACUUUUUAAGUCAGAUUUGUUUUUUUUAUUUCUUUUCAAUUUACUGUUUAUGUGAAGUAAAAUGCUAAUCAUUUCUGACUGCCUGUUAAUGUAGUUGUGUAUAUUAUCCCGUAUAAAGUAGAUCUUGGGAUGGCUUUCUUGGGUAGACAGGUUUACUUUU